This is a messenger RNA of Anopheles aquasalis, 3467 nucleotides long. It is a transcript of the gene boss, whose product is annotated as G protein coupled receptor bride of sevenless. Lineage: Eukaryota; Metazoa; Arthropoda; Insecta; Diptera; Culicidae. Gene Ontology annotation, biological process: G protein-coupled receptor signaling pathway; visual perception. The record is from RefSeq and is a predicted model, not a curated record. Gene Ontology annotation, cellular component: membrane. Gene Ontology annotation, molecular function: sevenless binding; G protein-coupled receptor activity.
AUGGACGCGUUCCUCGCGAGGAAAUAUUGUUUAAUUUCUUUCACAGUAUUGUUGCUCAUCCUGUGCUGCCUAACUGCCAAUGCUCAACCGAGCGCACGAGCCAAGCCAAUCGUCACCGCGCUGCCGUCACUAUCAAGUACGCGAGCACGAGCGACCACCAGUUCUUCCACGACCAUCAACGCGGCACUAUCACAAGACGUCCCGGACGAUGCCGGAACCGUCAUUACACCCGGUGUACAAGAUAGCAAUCCCUACACCACCCCGAAGACUGAUUCCAGUGUAGCGGAUGGUGCUCGACGGACCGAUGACCAGCAGCGGACGAGCAGGGUGACAUCAACGGCGUCAUCUGCAUCCGACACGAGUAAUUCACAGGAAGGAACGGGUGAAGUCGAUGAGCGGCAGCAGCUGCAAGGUCGAACGGUACCGAUCGAAGCCCGCUCGAUCGCGGAUGCAACAGCUGUCAACGGUUUGUCGCACUCCAUGGAGAGCUCAUCGUUCGGUAACGACGGCGACGACGACGACGACGGUAAGGAGGAGGAUAAGGUGUCCGAACCGAUCGUCACUACACCCUCAUCAUCGGAUACAUUAUCCACAUCACCAUCGCCGCCAUGGUCAACGGAAAGUGAACCAUCCGGUACGGCCUGUCCGGAGCGACCGUUCGUUGAUAUGACCGGUAAUUAUCAGCACCGGAAGUACCUGCAGAAGAUCGGUCAAGCCAGCACCCAAGAGGGGGCAGCUACGCCACGGUCUGGCGCUGACUAUCGGCAGAGUGCUCGCGAUGGUGCGGGCCAACCACAACCACAAAGCGAUACCGAUGGUGCGGAGGGUGUCGAUGCUGACCAUGGAUACCGGCUGUACCGGUUGCCCGGUGACCUGAUGCUGUCCUUCAUCGUCGAUACGGACGAGUUCGGGGCGACACUGCUCGCGAUCGAUCGGAUCAAUGAGCUGCGGCUGGCCGGGGCGGACAUUAGUCUAGGUCUCACCGUAAUCCAUCUUCUUAACACAUCGCUCACCCAACGAGUGCUGCAGCAGGAAGUGAACUACCUGAAGGAAUGCUCAUCGAACACGAUCGGAAUCUUCGUGGAUGCUUCUCUUUGGCCCGCAGUAAGGCUACUAUCGGAAACACUGGACUACAACAUUUUCCCCCUUCCAUCAACGCACGAUCUACUCUUCACGAAGGCUGCCCACCUGCUGUACGAGCUACCGUGGACAAACGCCAACUCCUCCGCCAUGGUACGCUCGGGAUCCAGCGAGCUGGUCACCCGAUUCGGUGCCAUCUGCCGGCAUGAGCAUCUCUGUUUGGAGAGUUUCCCCAGUAGCGACAUGAUCUACAUACUGCUCGGGUUGGAGCCCGCGAUUAGCUUAGCCACAAAUGGGACCCUGGUGCUGGUGUUGACCGAGAAGGACCAUCUGUAUGAGUCAGAUCUUCCCGAUCAGGCGUACGUAAUAGCGGAAACUGAGCUCAAUGUGUCAACGCUCGGAUUCUCCUGGGAGCGGUACGGUGCCACACUGCGUGGUUUGGAUCUGCUAGCCGACGGCAGUUUGCUUUUGGAGGUAGCCGAUCUGUUGAACCGUACGGGAAAUGCCUGCCAAAACACUAGCAUCGAGUGUAUGAACAACUGGAAGUAUCAUGCCAGGCGACCCCAUACCACCGUCCUAGAGCAACUGCACCUGAUGGGUGCCACGCAGUACAUGGUGGUGGAACUGAAACAGAAAGUCACCAUUUCACCUUCCGCUAAUACCACACGGUCAUCGCAGAUGAAACUAAUCGCUAGUUCGAAUGUGAUCACGAAUUAUACGACCGUGCGCGAGCGAUCUUCGGAAGCAGGGGGUACCGAUGCACCGGCAAAGCUGGGAGCCAUUUUCUACUGCGCCAAGGAGUUCGAAAUCCGGCAUCCGGAUUUCAUCGAUCGCCACCAUCGCCCGACCUACUACGAUGGCCAUGGGAUUGCGGAUGGGGCGGAGAUGUUCGGUGAGAUGUCGUGGCAGCUCAAGAUGGAAGCGUGGGUUGCGGCUGGCCUAACCGUUUCGUCGCUCGGUAUUUUGCUGUGUGCCGCCAUACUGAUCUUUCUGAUCGUUCGCGUGUGCAUGGAUGACGUUCUGGAGGGCCAUCCGCUCGGUAGCAUCCUGCUGCUGAUCAGUUUGAUCGUACAGUUUGCUGCAUUCAUCCCCUUCAGUCUGGAGUACACGAGCUACCCGGCGACGGAGCUGAGCGGCCAUCGGGUGGAUACGAUGCAUACCUGGAACGCACUCUGUACGGUCAAGAUUUUCCUCGUAUCGAUGUGCUACUGCAUGACGUUCUCGUUGCUGCUGUGCCGUGCCAUCAUGCUUGCCUCGAUCGGUAGCGAAGGUGGAUUCCUAUCACACAUCAACGGCUACAUUCAGAGCGUCAUCUGUGGCUUCAGUACGCUAGUGCAGUUUGGGCUCUCGGUACAGCUUGUGAUAGUGCUGCAGGCAAACGCGCACAACAUGUCCUGUAGCGAGAUAUACUAUGGUCACUGGUUUUGGGCCGUGAUUGCGUACGAUGGGAUUUUGCUGGUAGCGCUGAUCUUUCUCGCACCGUUCAUCUUCCGCUCGCAGCGUAACUACCGCGAGGGUUUGCUGCUGGUGACCGGCUCGGUGCUCUGUCUAGUCAUCUGGACCGUCUGGAUCCCGUUGUGUAUGUUCGGGUACGAGUGGCGCGAAGCAGCGGUUUCACUCGGAAUGGUCGCUACCGCACUGGCCGUGCUCGUGGGUAUCAUGAUUCCGCGCUGCUUUCUCAUUGUCCGUGGUAUCGCUCGGUCCGAUCUGGUGCAAGCGCUGCCUUCGUUGACGUCGCUCGCUUUUGCCCAAGCCAAUCAAUACAUAUCGGAACAGAGUGUCUACGAAUGCGUAAAUCCUGCCAUGCGGCAACGAUCUCCAACCGAUGAUAGCUUCAUGAUGGACCAGGACCUUGACGAAACGUACGGUGGUAACAGUGAGAUACCGACGCUACCGCUCCGUGGUCAGCGUGGCCGAUUGCGCCAGGAAAAUGGUGCCAGCACGAUCAACAACUGCGGGAACAAUCACCACCAUGGCCAAACCACCAUGGGGAACGGGCUGAUGCAGCAGAAUGGUACCACCAACGUGACUCACAUUGCACCGAACUUUUACGGCAUUUCCAAUCCGUACAGCUGCUCCGACUCGCUAACUUCGAUCUCACCGAAUAAAAUAACUCGCUUCUGAGGCGCUCCUAGAGCAGGCAGGCAUACAUCCGUCUGGCAAGCCGGGCAGGAGUAGUUCCUCCAUCUCCCCGCGCCCAUCGGCAUCACUCUGUUCUGCCAACGCACCCAUUCUAGUCAUACGGAAAUGGACGAUCGAUCACCGAUUUGCAAUGCGAUUUGCACCGGCAAUCGGUGGAGUUUCACGAGUGUCUCCCUUUCUUCAUUCCUUCCCCUUCUUCUUUCGUGACAGACAAUGUUUUUUUUUUAUCGAUACUGAGUGAGCAA